Molecule: messenger RNA, 674 nt
Organism: Cornus florida
Lineage: Eukaryota; Viridiplantae; Streptophyta; Magnoliopsida; Cornales; Cornaceae
Exons: 4
Coding region: 152-388 (78 amino acids)
Source: RefSeq, a predicted model, not a curated record
UAAAAUUAAAUUAAUCUGACAAACAUUGACGCCGGCAAUAAAAUUCUCGAGGAGAAUAUCAUACACGGAUACCUUUCGAUCAUCGUUUCUGGACUCUGACCCUAUUACAAACAAUUAUCAAGACUCAAACAGCCAGUACAAAGAUCUGAAGAUGGUUUGCUUGAUGUGUUUGUUGCCGCUUUUCCUCGUCCCAAUCGUGAAUGUAUUGCCGAUUCUGUAUUAUUAUUUCAUGGCUAAAGUCUAUCGGCUCUUUGGUUGGGAAUAUCGUAAGCCAGAGAUAGUACCCCCGGCAUGUCCCUAUAAACCUGCGGCCAACAAGAGCAGCAUUAGCGGAAUUUGUUUCUAUUUAAAUCAUGGAUGCACACCAAUAAUGGCUUUUGAUUUCUGAUUAUAAAAAGACCAAGAAGGAUUAUGUGGACAAGUGGUGAAGGGAUGUCAUUGUUUCCUCCCUUUUUUGUAAGGAAAAAAAAAAAGACGAUGGGAUUGGGCAAGAAUUACUAUUUGUUGGUUUGGCUUUGAAGGGAUGCUUACUCCAUUUGGUUAUUUAGUUUGGUUUGUAGACCACAAUUGUUAUUCCAGAAAGAAAGAACCAUCAAGUACAAAUUGAGACGGAGAACUGGAAAUUACUUUGUAAAUAUGUGUAUUGCUUUAUACAGCCUUUAGUCCUUCGUGCU